AUGAACAAAGUUCCUCUAGCCCAAGUACACGUGGCACAGUUUGAGGAACAGAUUGAACAACUGCUCGACAACGAUUCAAAAUCGUUUCCGUUAAAAGAUAGAAAGGGAGAAACCGUUGCUCAGAUUGAUAUAUCUCUUUUUCUGUGCGAGACGCCUGAUGACUUCAUCUCGGACUUCAUGGAGAAGGUUGACCAUGAUGUCUCCAAUCUAAAAAGCAUUGAAGGGGGAAGCAAGCGGGUUUUUUCGGUACUUGGACCCGUGCUGCAGAGUAUGAAGGCCUUGAUGGAUAAUUUUGCUGAUGCACAUCCGUUACUCAAGACGGCGUGGAAAGUUGUCUCGAGUGUUUACGAUGCAAUGCAAGAAACUGAAAUCAAGGGCCAAGAAAUCCAAGAGCUGGCUGAAAAUUUACGCGAGAUGCUUGCUACUGCCAACGAGAAACUUGACCUGCCAAAGGUACCACACGCGGUUGACAUAAUCAAGGAAAUUGGACAGUAUUCCUUGCAGGUUGCCUCAAUCAUCCAUGAGUACACGAAAUUGUCUUUCGCCGGAAGGGCAGUGAAUUUGCAGGGUGUGAGUAUGCAAAAACGCAUUGAUGAAUGCCAAAGAAGACGUGUGGCUCUCAAUAAGAGGCUCUACGGACAUGUGAAAGAAGAGGAAAUUAUGGAAGAGGUCAAGAAAGAGGUAUUCAAGGUGAAAAACGAAAUCUUAGCGGGAAGUGGAAAGACAAUUUUGAUGUGCUCGGUCCUCGAUCAACUCCCGGAGCCCAAUUCAUCAACCGCAGUAGGCCGUUUCUUGUUUGAUGCACGCGACGGACAGACAGAAACCCAACUUCAUAUGAAAUUCAUACGAUCGCUGGCCUGUCAACUAUGCGACUCACGCCAUGGAGGAAUACCACAAGAGAUGGUUGACCUCCGCAACAAGUGUGGUGCCUUUCAACCAUUAGAUGAUCAACUUGAGGAGACUGUGUUACGAAUUCUGGCAGGAUUCGAUCGCGUGUUUAUAGCCAUUGACGCGCUGGACGAGUGCAUGGAUCGCCAAAGAACUCUUGAUUGGGUCCAGAAACUCCUCACCAAAGCCGAUACCCCAACCCACGUUCAUCUGAUAGUCACGAGUCGACGUGAGCCAGACAUCACCGACGUGUUUGACAAUCUCAAUGGGGACCGUAUUGAUGUCGUUAACCCUGCAAACCAAGAUAUUGGGCAAUACAUCAGCGAACACAUGAAAUCACCCAAACUUCCGCAAAUUGAUGAAGAAACCCGGACUGAAGUAGAAUAUAAAUUGCGGAAUCGUGCUAACGGAUCACCAAGAUUUCGAUACAUUGCGUUGAUGCUGGCCGAAUUGCAACAGUGCGCAAGCCUAGACGAUUUGAAGAAAGCAUUGUCCCAGUUGCCCAAUGGUCUGGAUGAAAUAUACGCACGAGUUCUGAGUAAAUGCAAGGAGGAAAACUCUUUCGAUCUUCGAAUUUUUCUUCAGUUCCUUGCAUUCUCCGUAAGUGACAUAGAAGUUGAUGAGCUCGCAGAGACAAUUACAAUCGAAACCUCGUCGGAUGGAUCCACAACUUUCAAUGCCGAAAAGCGGUAUCUCAAUCUUUCCGAUGUCCUUGAGCUAUGUGGGGGACUCGUUGUAGUGACCAGUGAUUUUCGGAAUCGCAGUGAGUUCUGCUUUCCUCAGAAAAAGAUUUCGUACAGGCUCAUGCAGAAUAUAAUCAGACAUCAUCAAGUUGUCUCAUUUUUCGGUGAAGGAGUAUCUUAUGUCCAGUCGAGUUCAAGACAAGUUCGCUUAGCCGAGGCCGCUUCCCACAUUGAGAUCUCAAAAACCUUGUUAUCAUAUCUUUUGGAAAUUCACGCGACUACAAACAAAUCUGUUUUCCCGCUCAAAAACUAUGCUGUCAAGACCUGGACCGAAUAUGUUCGAUACCAGGGUGUAGACGGGGACGUUGCCGUAUUCGAGAUAACAGCACGACUAUUAAGACUGGGAAUCCCUGCUCUAGUAAAUUCCCACAUUUAUGGUUUGGACCUUUUCGACCCUACAGAAAUGGUGCAAAGGAUUCCGCCAAGGCCAUUACAUUGGGCAUCGUUGCUGGGGCUUGUUGGAGUGGUUAAAUACCUCUUGGGGGACGUCAAUAACCUCAACCCAAAAAAAGAUACUGAUCAUCAGAAAGGGAUAUCAUCUUCCAGAAAUAGCGUUGAUGUGUCCGAGGUCUGUUUGAAACACUUCAUAGAUGUCAACGCCAUAGGCGGCAAGUAUGGGACUGCGCUCCAGGCGGCAUCAUAUCGUGGUCAUAAAUCAAUCGUUGAAUUACUCCUGCAGCACGGCGCGGAUGUUAAUGCUAUGGGUGGCAAGUAUGGCACUGCACUCCAGGUAGCAUCAUACAAGGGUCACGACUUCAUCGUUGAAGCACUCAUAGAGCACGGCGCGGAUGUUAAUGCUAUGGAUGGCCAGUACGGCACUGCACUCCAGGCAGCAUCAUAUAUGGGUCAUGAAUCGAUUGUUGAAGCACUCCUGCAGCACGGCGCGGAUGUCAAUGCUAUCGGUGGCCAACACGACACCGCACUCCAGGCGGCAUCAUUUGUGGGUGAUGACUUCAUCGUUAAAACACUCCUGCAGAACGGCGCGGAUGUCAACGCUAUAGGUGGCAAGUAUGGGACUGCGCUCCAGGUAGCAUCAUAUUGUGGUCAUAAAACAAUCGUUAAAACACUCCUGCAGAAUGGCGCGGAUGUCAAUGCUAUGGAUGGCCAGUACGGCACUGCGCUCCAGGUGGCAUCGUAUAGGGGAUAUUACUCAAUUGUUGAAGCACUACUGCAGCACAGCACGGAUGUCAAUGUUAUGGGUGGUCAAUAUGGAACUGCGCUCCAGGCGGCAUCAUAUUGUGGUCAUAAAUCAAUCGUUGAAUUACUCCUGCAGCACGGCGCGGAUGUUAAUGCUAUGGGUGGCAAGUAUGGCACUGCACUCCAGAUGGCAUCAUACAAGGGUCACGACUCCAUCGUUGAAGCACUCCUAGAGCACGGCGCGGAUGUCAACGUUAUGGAUGGCCAGUACGGCACUGCACUCCAGGCGGCAUCAUAUGGGGGUCAUGAAUCGAUUGUUGAAGCACUCUUGAAGCACGGCGCGGAUGUCAAUGCUACGGGUGGCCAGUACGGCACUGCACUCCAUGUAGCAUCAUGUAGGGCUUGGUAUCCAAUUGUUGAAGCACUCCUGCAGCACGGCGCGGAUGUCAAUGCUAUCGGUGGCCAGUACGGCACUGUACUCCAGGCGGCAUCAUAUGAGGGUGAUGACCUCAUCAUUACAGCACUCCUGCAACACGGCGCGGAUGUUAAUGCUAUGGAUGGCCAGUACGGUACUCCGCUCCAGGUGGUAUCAGAUAGGGGUCAUUGCUCAACUGCUGUAAUACUCCUGCAGCACGGCGCAGAUGUCAAUGUUAUCGGUGGCCAAUGCGGCACUGCACUCCAGGCGGCAUCAUAUGAGGGUAAUGAAUUCAUUGUUGCCCUGCUCCUGCAACACGGCGCGGAUGUUAAUGCUCUGGGUGGGCAGUACGGCACUGCACUCCAGGCAGCGUCAUACGGGGGUGAUACGUCAGUGGUUAGAGAUCUCCUCAAUGAAGGCGCCAAUAUUAAUGCUAUUGCUGGCAAAUACGGCACUGCGCUCGUGGCGGCAUCUUGUACAGGAAAUGAAUAUACGGUUUACUUUCUCCUGCUAUGUGGUGCCAAUGUCAAUGCUGUAGGUGGCGAGUACGGCGGUACCGCGCUCCAUGCGGCCUCUUACCAUGGCUAUUAUAGUAUUGUGGACCUCCUCUUGCAUCAUAAGGCUGAUGUGAAUGCCUCGGAUGGUGAUCAUAACGAUGCACUGCAGGCAGCAUGUUCUAGAGGUCAUGAUGACAUUGUUGAGUUGCUUUUGAACCACAACGCGAAAGUGGCCUCGCUGGAUUAUCUGGAUUGCCUUACAAAACCCACGGUACAGGAAAAACUUCGGAUCGCAUAUGUGGCACAAGAAGAAAAUGUACAUUGA
Psilocybe cubensis is the source of this 4005-nucleotide messenger RNA. RefSeq lists its product as uncharacterized. Gene Ontology annotation, molecular function: protein binding. Bases 1 to 4005 code for a protein of 1334 amino acids. The record is from RefSeq and is a predicted model, not a curated record. The transcript is spliced from 10 exons. Lineage: Eukaryota; Fungi; Basidiomycota; Agaricomycetes; Agaricales; Agrocybaceae.